GACCGGUCACCUCUUCUCUUCUCGCAAGCCGCACCGUCUAUACCAACAGCUGAGACCUCUUUAGGAAUCUCGAUAGCAUAGAAAACAUUGACUGCACACAUACCAAUUCAUACCGUCCGUCCUUCUAUCCUAGCCCGCACACGGGCAUCUCAUCAUGGCGACUUCACAAACUGCUACUCCCCCCUCCGUGACGCAUACCACCGCACGACUCACUCACCUGGAGGCCCAUGCCUUUCUUUCCGAAUUUCUUACUCAAGCCGACGUCCGCCCCGGGUAUCGACCGGAUUCUACUUUGACAGAGCAUGGCCCGCAGGCUGUAUCUAGCGGCUCGAACCCGAACUUAACAUUACAUCACUUGAAGAGAAUCCUCCUGGGCAUGGAGGGGAAGAAGGUUGGAGGAGGUCUGGAUCUUGUGGGAGCGGAGAAUGGAGAAGAGACUGGCGCAGAAAACAAAACCAAUGGAAACAGAAACACAGACGCAGAUCAGGCGGCAACUCCUCGACGGGCCAAGCGGAAAAUUUACGAGGGGGCAGAUGGAGACAGUACCGCCGAAGCCGCUGCCGGGAACAGCGCGGAAUGGCAGGAAAAAGACGAUUUUGAACUGGCACAGGAUGAUGAUGGAAUCGAUCUCAUGAACGAGGAUCGUCAUCCUGGUGCAGAUUUGGACCAGCCACACGACGACGCCCAAGAGGAGGAUCUGGUUAAUAUCGAGAUUGAAGAGACAGGCGAAAAAGUUGACCCGAGGAAACAGAUCGAUAAGGACGAGAGGAAACGAUUGAAGAAGCUCAAGCACAAAGAGGACAAAGCAGAGAGGUCCAAAAAGAGAAAAACAACUUAAGCAAGAUCGACAGACUAUUGCUCUCUAGCAUUCUCCAGCUGGUGGUCCUAUGCCUAGGACAAAGCCAGGCUCUCCUUUGCAGGACUAGCACUCUACGCCAGUCUCCUACGUAUGCUGAUCUACAUGAGAUUCCCUGGCACGGUCUCUGACCAGUAUAGGAACGGCCUCCAACAUCCCGCCACUUCCAACCCAUUCGAGACUCAUGAUGACCCUACCAGGCCACAAUCAAUUUUGUCAUGGCCCAAAGUCUUGGAUACACAUGGACCCCAGAAGCGGCCAUCGACAGACCUUCCCCCACUUACAGCUCUCUAUCAGCUGCCUUGACGACUUUUGCAUCCACAGUCUUUUCGUCCAGCUCGACCAACUUUCCAUCUGGUACUGGCUUGGAAGUCUUCCAGCCCAAAGCAGCCAAUCUCUCAGCUAGAAUUGGGUGGCUGUAAUGAUAGCUUGCAUACAUCCAAUCAGCAUCCAUGGUGCUGAGGUUCUGGACCUGAAGCUUGAUCAAGCUCUGAGCCAGUUCCUUCUUGAAGCCGAGAUCGGUCGCAAAUGCGUCAGCCUCGAAUUCGAACUUUCGAGACAGGAUGUUCAUCAACAGCUUUACCACAGCAUCCAUGGGGGCAAGCGCAUCGGAGAAAAGGAUGAAGCCAAUGAUGAUCGGGCGCUGUUGGUGGAAGCCGAAGGAAGAGUACAAGGAGCGAUUGUCGAUGAAGAUACUGAACAGGGCGAAUAUGUAGAACAUAUGGAACUACAUCAAUGUUAGUCACCAGGCAGGACAGAUGGGAUACCUGUCGCAGAUACUGACCUGGGCAAUGGCAAAAAGCUUGGUAGUGUGAGAGAGGCUCCAGUGGCCAAGUUCAUGGCCAAGGACAGCAACCACUUCCUGAGGUUCACUCUUCUCAAUCAAAG
This is a messenger RNA of Exophiala mesophila, 1744 nucleotides long. RefSeq lists its product as uncharacterized. The record is from RefSeq and is a predicted model, not a curated record. Lineage: Eukaryota; Fungi; Ascomycota; Eurotiomycetes; Chaetothyriales; Herpotrichiellaceae. The coding region runs from base 155 to 838 and encodes 227 amino acids. The transcript has a single exon.